GUUUUUAAAACCCUGCGAACCUCUCCCGUGGAAGUCCAUUCUCUGCUCUCUUUUUUCUCUGUUUUGGAUUAAAUCGCUCUCUUCUUUCAUUUGAAUUCUAAAUCUGUUCAGUGUUGAGAGAAGAGGGAUUCCGAUCGAUGGAGAAUUCAAAAGUUCAGGAGAUAUUGGAGAAGCAAUUGUUGACGGUCGCCAAGGCUGUGGAAGACAAGAUCGACGAUGAGAUCGCUGCUUUAGAUCGUGUAGACAAUGACGAUCUCGAAGCAUUAAGAGAGCGGAGGCUUCAGCAGAUGAAGAAGAUGGCUGAGAAAAGGAGCCGUUGGGUCUCCCUUGGCCAUGGCGAAUACUCUGAGAUCCCCUCCGAGAAGGAUUUCUUCAACGCUGUCAAGGCCAGCGAACGCGUCGUUUGCCACUUCUACCGCGAGAAUUGGCCCUGCAAGGUGAUGGAUAAGCACUUGAACAUUCUGGCAAAGCAGCAUAUAGAAACACGUUUUGUGAAAAUUCAAGCUGAGAAAAGCCCCUUUUUGGCCGAAAGGCUUAAGAUUGUUGUCCUUCCUACCCUUGCCCUCAUAAAGAAUACCAAAGUAGAUGAUUAUGUGGUUGGUUUUGAUGAGCUUGGUGGGACUGAUGAAUUCAGCACAGAAGAGCUGGAAGAGAGGCUGGCCAAGUCUCAAGUCAUCAUUCAGGAUGAAUCGUCGAUAUAUUCAUCCAAGUCAAGCGGACCAGUCCGGAGGAGUGUCCGUCAAAGUGAAAACUGUGACUCAGAUUCAGAAUAGCUUGUGGUCGUUUAUCAGAAACCUGCUGUGGAUGUAGAUUGUGAUUCCAUCUCCUUCAGCUUCAUUUGCUUGAUGUUUAUUUUUUUUCUACUGACUGCAUUAUCUACAAUAUCGUGAUGGUUGGAUCAGAUAUUUCCCCUGCAAUCAAGGUCUAUGAUAUAUAUAUUGACUGUUAAUUGUUAAUCUUUUUCAAUGUAGAGGGAGGAGAACAAGAAUGAGGAUUGUGUCAAUUUCUAAUGAGUUUAUGAUAAAGGUAUAUUAUUCUCUUCUA
Macadamia integrifolia is the source of this 1044-nucleotide messenger RNA. RefSeq names its product thioredoxin domain-containing protein 9 homolog. The transcript is spliced from 4 exons. Lineage: Eukaryota; Viridiplantae; Streptophyta; Magnoliopsida; Proteales; Proteaceae. Gene Ontology annotation, cellular component: cytoplasm. The record is from RefSeq and is a predicted model, not a curated record. Bases 138 to 773 code for a protein of 211 amino acids. Gene Ontology annotation, biological process: microtubule cytoskeleton organization.